This is a messenger RNA of Malania oleifera, 819 nucleotides long. RefSeq lists its product as uncharacterized. The transcript is spliced from 2 exons. Lineage: Eukaryota; Viridiplantae; Streptophyta; Magnoliopsida; Santalales; Ximeniaceae. The record is from RefSeq and is a predicted model, not a curated record. The coding region runs from base 46 to 561 and encodes 171 amino acids.
GUGGGGCUGAGUUACAUUGCCAAUGCCAUUGGGGCUCCGCUGUAUAUGGACGAGAGAACCAAAUUGAUGAGAAACUUGCAGAGUGCCAGGGUAUGUGUAGAAGUGGAUAUGGAGAGAAAUCUUCUAGAAUGCAUUUCCAUCAAGAUGCCCUCUGGCUCCCUACACACCAUGGACGUGUGGAAACCUUCUCUUUUCACAGGGGACAAGAAAUUGGGGCAUUUGAUGAAUGAUUGUGUUGCUCCCAAUGUCUGGAAGCCUAAAACAAACCAGGCUUUCAGUGAGCAACAUCUCAGUUCAGUGCAGGCUACUGAGGAGCUGGGAAAAGGAAAGUCUUCCAUAGUCAGACAGAAGACUGAGUCCCUGGCCAUUAAGAAAGGGAUUGAGUCUAUCAACAUGUUUAGCAUGCUGGAUGACCCUGAGGAUGACAGUCCUGCAGUUCCACUAGCUGAAGAGGCUACUGCUCACAACAUUGGGUCGGACAAAGGGGCUGGAAGGCAGAUUACAGAUGACAGCAAUGGCCCUACAAAUGCUGGAACUAAAAUUGAUAAGGGGAGAGAUUAGGAACAGGCUGGAAAUAAAGGUAACAAGAGGGGGAGACCCCAAAGAUGCAAGUAUUACCUGAAAACACAACAACUCCUAAAUGAAUAUUGGAUGCUGGAACACCAAAGGGUUGAAUGGCCUGGUCAAGAUAACAGAAGUUAGAAGAUUCAUGAAAGAUCAUAAGCUGAAGAUUAUCGGGCUGCUUGAAACCAAGGUAAAGGCCAAGAUUUAUGUUGCAGUUUCUAAAAUGCUGAAUGAGAAUUGAAUUUUUGUGCAUAA